This is a messenger RNA of Lacerta agilis (Sand lizard), 936 nucleotides long. RefSeq names its product olfactory receptor 10A7-like. The record is from RefSeq and is a predicted model, not a curated record. NCBI's taxonomy places the organism in Eukaryota, Metazoa, Chordata, Lepidosauria, Squamata, Lacertidae. Gene Ontology annotation, molecular function: olfactory receptor activity; G protein-coupled receptor activity. Gene Ontology annotation, biological process: G protein-coupled receptor signaling pathway. Gene Ontology annotation, cellular component: membrane. The transcript has a single exon. The coding region runs from base 1 to 936 and encodes 311 amino acids.
AUGAAGAAAAAUCUCUCAAGCCCUGAAACAUUCACCCUUCUGGGAUUCGGCAACCUCCUUGCAUUGCGAAUACUCUUUGUACUGUUUUUUGCCAUCUAUGCUUUGUCUCUUGUUGGGAACCUCCUAAUUGUUUUACUUGUUGCAGCUGACCAGCAUCUUCAUACUCCCAUGUAUUUCUUCCUCAUGAACUUGUCAGGGUUGGAGACCUGCUACAUUUCAACCAUUGUACCCAGGAUGCUGGUCAGUUUCCUUACUGGGGAUAGGUCCAUAUCCAUUAAGGGGUGCAUCACACAAUACUAUUUCUUUGGUUUCUGUGUAGCCACAGAAUGUUAUCUUUUGGCAAUGAUGUCUUUUGAUCGGUAUUUGGCAAUAUGCAAACCUCUGCACUACUCAACCAUUAUGAAUGGUAGACUCUGCCUGCAGUUAACAUUCACAUCUUGGAUGUGUGGUCUGUUGACCAACACUAUCAUAACGUCUUUUUUAGUACAACUAACUUUCUGUGGACCCAAUGAAAUUGAUGAUUUCUUUUGUGAUGUAUAUCCAUUAGCAAACCUCUCAUGCAGCAAUACCCAGCUAGUAAAACUUGCAACUUCUAUUCUUGGGUAUAUGGGAAUAGGUUUCCCUUUUCUACUGACUUUGGCUUCCUAUGUUCGCAUUAUUCUCAACGUCUUGCGAAUUAAAUCCAAAGUUUCCCAGCAGAAGGCCUUCACCACUUGCUCUUCCCAUCUGAUUGUUGUGACACUUUUCUAUGGUUCAUUAUUCUUAGUCUAUGUAAUCCCUGAAACAGAAACCUUGAAGGAACUUCAUAAAAUCUUCUCUUUCUUCUACACCAUCUUGACUCCCAUGCUGAACCCCCUCAUAUACAGUUUGAGAAACAGAGAGGUGAAGGAAGCUCUGUUCAAAUCUGUCAGGAAAUUCGGAAAUAGGGUUUCAUAG